Chenopodium quinoa (quinoa) is the source of this 4652-nucleotide messenger RNA. Its product is annotated as protein LONGIFOLIA 1-like. Lineage: Eukaryota; Viridiplantae; Streptophyta; Magnoliopsida; Caryophyllales; Amaranthaceae. The transcript is spliced from 5 exons. The record is from RefSeq and is a predicted model, not a curated record. Bases 1324 to 4263 code for a protein of 979 amino acids. Gene Ontology annotation, biological process: regulation of monopolar cell growth.
AGAUCAAUAAUCAAAUGAAAGCAAUGUUUGUGUCUACAAACAUACAAAAAAGGUCUAUUAUAAACAUAAGAUAAUGUACUUUUUUUGUUCUUUCCAUUUGUCUAUACUAAUUUAACUUUAAGAGGCACUAGGGAUAAUUUGUAUUUUCGUUCUUUAGUCUAUUUCAUACUCUUUCCAAUUAUAAAAUACAUCAUAUAAAAAAUUUAAUUAUUUUCCUUUGAUCCUCCCUGUCCAAAACCACAAAAAAUAAAAAAUAAAAAAAAAUAAAAAAAUAAAGCCCUAACAAUAACACAUUAUCAAUGAAAUUACUACUUAUACAUCUCUUCAACUUUAGGAGAAACGAAAAUCCAAUACAUGUACUUGUAUAAAAUUACUCUCUUCGUCUCGUUGUUUUUGUUGCAUAGGCAUUUACAUGCAAGUGAAUGGAUUUAAACCGAGGGAAAAUUGGGGGAUCAGAGUGAGAAUUGGGAAAUAGAAUAAAAAUAUAAUGAAACGCUUAUACGUUAUACCUACAAAAGAAAAAUGGAACAAAAUGGGAUGAAUAUAGUGUUUAGUCUAGGGUAACAUGCAUAUUAAGUACACCGAAGUUAACUUUUACAAUAUCAUUGUAAGAAUGUAAGUUACUCGAACUCUGAUACUUCUAUAGAAUAUAAACACAGAUUACAUGUUUUAAGAGUGUUCCAAUUAGCAUGAUUUUUUUUGUUUUUUUUUUUAAGUGUUAAAGUUUUCAUACAUAUGACUAUAUUUAACGUGAAAUAGUAACAUCUAAAAAAGAAUCUUAAGUGGUAUAAUUAUCUCUAAAAAUCUUAAAUUGUAUUGGAUAGCAUUUAAAAAGGAAUAUAAAAAUAGGAGUAAUUACAUGCAUUAAUUAAUUAUUAAUUGAUCAGAAUCACAAUUCCCGAGGUCAUCUCCAAAAAGACUUUAAUAUAAAAAAAAUUGUCAGUCUUAUAAACCAUGCAAUAGGCAAUAUAUAGCUGCCUUUCUUAGCCAACAGACAGAACAUACAUACACAUUCAUUUUUCAGAGAAUUUUUCUUCUGUACUUUGCUGUUUUCCAUGUGAAAAAAAAUAAAAUCCACUUACAAAAAAAAGUACUCAUAAAUCAUCUAUUUUAUCAUUUUCACAAUAUGUCAGAUUUCAGAAAAAUAAGUACUCCCAAGUUUCGAUUUUAGGAUUAUUUAUGAAAAUCGCUCAGUUUCUGAAACUCGUAAACCUGCAAACUUGUUAAACAGAUUUUAUGUGUCAUAUAUUCAGCCUUGGUAAUGUACAUCAGAUGAAGUAAAGCAUCCCCCUUUUUUUCUUCUAAAUCUCAAAGAGCCAAAAAAUGUCUGCAAAACUUCUGUAUUCAAUGUCAGAAGAAAAUCAGAAUUUGAAGAAGCAGAUUGGAUGUAUGAAUGGAUUGCUUCAAUUCUUUGAUCCUCAUCAUUUCAUCAAUAAUCGUGUCAUUAGCAAUUCAUCUAACAGAAGAAUUUCUCCAGGUGAAAACAAGCAGCACGGAAGAGCAGGCAAUAAUGCCAACAAGAAAUCAAAGGAAAAACACCGGAAUGUCGUUAAGGAGAUGGAAGUAACACCCAUAGAAUCAUCUAGACUUUCCAUCUCAUCUUCUGGUUCAACGGCCAUAUCCUCAUCAGAAUAUGAAUGGACCACCAAGUCUGAACAGUCGCUGUCAGCUGAAACCGUUGGAGGGGGAAGACACUCAUGGGAUUACCGAGCAAACCAGCCACAAUCUCUUCCACAACAACCAAGUUCACCAGUAAAAAUGGGCUACCACCACAAGAAACACAUAAUCAGAGAGACUGCCCCCUCUGCAUCACCAAUAUCAACUGCAUCAUUGAUAUCAACUGCAUCAAGAGAGGUGAAAUGUAACUAUCAGCAUAUGGAUUCCCCAAGACUUUCACAUACGUCCAGACCAGAUAGCCCGCGAGUUGCUGCUCUCAAUGAGUCAUUCCGUUCAAUUAGUUCCAACCAUAGUGCGCCUGUAGCUACUCCAAGAAAAAAAGAUCUUGCUCGAUUAUCUUAUGAUGGCAGGGAAACAAGGGACAAUCACAUUUCUAGCUUGAAAGUUAAAGACCUCCCGAGAUUGUCAUUAGAUAGUAAACAACGAACUGUAAAAGUAUCUUCCCAUGAGUCAAAAGAUGAUUUACUCCCUGGAGAAUUAAAGAGAGAGAUUUGUGGUCCCAACAAAUUCCAGAGUGACCAACAGGAGCCUACAAGUUACAGAGCACCAUCUAACGUUGUGGCAAAGUUGAUGGGGUUGGAAGCUCUGCCAGAUGAUACAACAUCCAACAAGAGUAGGAUAGAGCAAGAUGGUUCUAACUAUUUCCGAAAUGCUGAGUUGUUCUCGAGAUCUUCAAGGACCAUAGAUGAAAACAAGGUAGAUCGGGUUUUACACUCCCCAAGAAGUAAUUGCAAGGAAUCCAGGACUCCACGAUCAAAUAAAGCCAAGUCAGACCAAACAGCUUCCCUAUCUCAGGAAGCUGAUUCAGAACCCAAAAACCAUCCUCUCACUGUCUAUGGUGCAAUUGAGAAAAGGUUGGCUGAUCUGGAUUUCCAAAAAUCUGGGAAGGAUCUUAGAGCUCUAAAACAGAUACUUGACUCAAUGCACAAGGAAAAAAACAAGUCGGAAAUCAGAAAAGAAAAUCAGUAUCCACGUUGUGCAUCCCAAACAAGCAAUAGCAGCUCUGUUCAAGACAGCCCAAAACAUCCAAAAAAGGCUACUCCCUCUACAAGUAAAGGGUUCAAUACUAUCAAAGAUGCUACAUCAGCUAAAAAUAUAAAGCCUACUAAACUUGUCAAAGGUUCCAGAGAAGAAACAACUCAAGUAGUACAAGAUAUACCCGUAAUUAGCCUUCAGAGACUUAGGAUUAUUCAGCCUGUAGAUGGCCCCAAGGAUUCAGCACAGAAGAAAGCAGCAAAAGAUCCCAAAGAAACUCAUCACAUCAGGAAGAAGUAUUCUGGAGAACGAACUCCAAGGCCAAUAAGAACUUCAAAAACACCUGAGCAGAUGGCCAAGGCAAAUGCGACAAGCUCAACAAGGAUUUCAGACGCAAGAAGCACCACUGGAACAACAUCAGUUUCUAAAUUAAAGCAAAGCCAGCAAGCUAUGAGCUUCCUCCCUCACAACCGAAAGCUACCACAAGGUUCAUCUUUUUUGCAGGAGACUGAUGGACGAUCAAGUGAGUUCAGUAAUGAAACAGCAUCCCCGAGUCAACAAGGAAACACAAAUCCAUUGUUAUACCAAAACAACAGAAGCAUGGUCUCACAUAUUCAAAGAUGUAAUGAAAAUGCUAAUGAAUCAUGCAUGAAAUAUGAAACCAUGCAGCAAGUGAGUGGUGACAAAAAUUCAGAAGGAAUCCGAGGUGAUGCACCUUUGGAAGAAAUAGCAAUAACUGUAAGGGAACAACCAAGCCCGGUUUCAGUUCUUGAUGCUAAUUUCUUUGAUGAUGAAACUCCGUCUCCAGUAAGAAAGAAACCAACACCAUUCAGAGAUCUGGUGACCAAUGCAACAUACAAAGAAGCAGAGUGGAUGGACACUGAUCCAUCUUACUCUGUAGACAGCAUGAGAGCAGGUUUCAUCUAUGGGAAUGAUUAUCAAAAACUAGAAAAUUUCAAAGAGUUAGCUCCUACUGUAUGGAACAUGAACACUUCUCAGAAUGUGAAUUUAGGUAAUGCCGGACCUCUACAGAACAGCAUGAAUCUCGAAAAGUCAUAUGUGUCUGAAAUAAUCUCUGCCUCGGGAUUCAUAAAUCAUCUUAAAUACACAACGGACAAUCAUAUUGUCCUCCAGUCACAAGAAGCAAUUAAUCCCAAUCUUUUUUUUGUGCUGGAACAAGCCAUAGGAAGCAGUUUUAUUUCAGAUAAAAGAUCCAACAGUCACGAGAGAAUAACAAGAACCACAGAAAUGCACAGGAGAAGGCUCUUGUUUGAUGCAGUUAAUGAAAUACUAUCUCAGAAACUCUCUCAACCAAGAUCAUCCUCGAAAUUGCAUUCAGAGCUCACAACUAGUGGCCCACAGCUCCUGCAGGAGAUAUUUAAGGAAAUUGAUCGGCUCCAACCUAUCAGCUUGCCUCAAAACUUAGAUGAUGAGGAGGAUUUUCUGACAACCAUCAUAGGGAAAGAUCUGACACAUAGAUCAGCAGAUUGGACUGAUGUCAGUGGUGAAACACCAGCUUUGGUUUUAGAUAUUGAAAGAUUGAUUUUUAAAGACUUGAUAGUGGAGCUUGUUGAAGACAAGGCCACAGAAGUACAAUCUCAGAAAUACUGAAAGCAGUAACUUCUCUCAGAAUCUUUACUAACUCAACUAUUUAUUUUGCUCUAGGACUUUCACUCUUGUAAUUCAUGUUUAGUCCACUUUCCAUCCUUUGGUUUCUCCUUUUUGCAUUUUAAUUAACUUGAUUGUCAAGCAAAGCAUGUUAAUCAACAGUACAGUUGUAAUUUUGUAAAGUAAUACAGAAUUUACUUUAAUACUUAUUUGAUGUACCUUCCACAAAUUGUAUAGGUUAUUCUAGACCCUACAGUUCUCAAAAUGAGAGCAAAAUUAUCACCUUGUUUUUACAUUAGAAGAAGAUAGAAAACAAUCGUGUGGAAUGUAGUUCCAAAUGGAAUUCGAAAUGCAAGCAUAAUCAGUUGCUGCAGCAACAAGCAACUGGAGUA